Messenger RNA from Frankliniella occidentalis (western flower thrips), 1629 nucleotides. Its product is annotated as general transcription factor II-I repeat domain-containing protein 2-like. The record is from RefSeq and is a predicted model, not a curated record. Bases 1 to 1629 code for a protein of 542 amino acids. Lineage: Eukaryota; Metazoa; Arthropoda; Insecta; Thysanoptera; Thripidae. The transcript is spliced from 3 exons.
AUGCCGGAGCGGACGCAGCCCGUCAUCGCUCGUCUGCCACUGCCGGCCACUGCCGGACCAUCAGUCUGGUGUUUGGCUUGUGAGGUAUCUGACGCAGCGCAGACCGCUAGCUUUGUCCUGAGUGACAUUCUCUUACGAAAGGGAAAGCCCUUUACCGACGGAUUGCUCGUGAAGGAGUGUCUCUUAAAGGCGGCGGAAAUUAUGUGCCCGGAGAUGGUCUCAAGAUUUCAGGCCGUCAGUUUGUCACCAAACACCAUCAGUGAACGGGCGAAGGAUAUUUCGGCCGACCUCGAGGGACAACUCCGCCACAAGUGUUCUAAGUUUGUGUUUUUCUCUCUGGCUCUGGAUGAAAGCACGGACGUAGUUGACACUGCCCAGUUGGCUAUUUUCGUCCGUGGCGUCGACGAAGCUAUGGUAGUUACCGAGGAGCUCCUGACUUUAGUUCCGUUAAAGGGGACCACACUAGGGAAGGACAUUUUUGCUGCAUUGUUGAAGGCAUUUGACACUUUCAACUUGUCCUGGACUAGUUUCAUUGGUUUUGCUUCUGAUGGUGCUCCUUCCAUGAAAGGCGACGCGAAGGAUGGCCUCGUGGCCCUUGUCCGAAAGCACUUGCGGGGGCUCGGCCUGCCGGACACCAUUAUACACAUCCAUUGCAUCGUGCACCAAGAAGCGCUCUGCGCUGGCGCUUUGGAGGCGUCCGACGUGAUGGACGUUGUCACUAAAGUUGUAAACAAGAUACGUAAGGUAAGACUGAGCCACAGGCAGUUCCGUUCUUUCUUGGAAGGAAUUGGAAGUGAAUAUGAGGACAUGCCGUACUACAAUAAAACGCGUUGGUUAAGUAGGGCCAAGGUGCUGAAAAGAUUCUUCGAUUUGCGUGAAGUUUUAGUUGAUUUCUUAAAGGAGAAGAAUUUAAUUGCAACAUUUCCUCAGCUUCAAAAACCAGAGUGGAUAAAAAAGCUAGCCUUUUCCGUUGAUGUCACCCAACACCUUAAUUCUAUGAAUGUGUCUUUACAAGGUAAAGAUAAUUUAAUCAGUGACAUGUUCCAAAUUGUUAUUGGUUUCGAGCAAAAGUUAGGGCUCUUUGUCUCUGAAAUUGAGAAAGGAGACCUUUUCCAUUUUCCCCACCUAAAAUCUCUCGGGUCGUUGGCCGGUGACUUCAAGAGAGAGUUCGUCGCCACCCUAAAUACGCUCAAAGAGAAAUUUAAGUGCAGUUUUCAGGAUUUCCGGAAGUUAGAGAUGGACAUUGCAAUUUUUUCGGACCCUUUUUCUGUUAAUGUGUCCGAGGUGCCUUCUGGACUUAAAUUAAAUUUAAUUGAUUUGCAGCUUGACAGGUCCUUGAAACUAAGAUAUUUGUCAGUGCCCCUUAAAGAAUUUUAUUCAUCAUUAGGUAAUAAGUAUGAAAAUAUUGUGAAACAUGCAAUGAAAAUGUUUGCACUGUUCAGUUCCUCCUAUAUCUGUGAACAGCUGUUUUCCCUAAUGAAAUAUGCCAAGAGUAAAUUUCGUUCUAGACUUACGGAUGAAAACUUGCUCAGUCAACUCCGUAUCAUGUCGCGAAACAGUGUGGCGCCCGAUUUCCAGGAGCUCAUGCUGAAACGACGCUCUCAGGUGUCACCGGUUCCACCAGAAUAA